Molecule: messenger RNA, 1968 nt
Organism: Prorocentrum cordatum
Lineage: Eukaryota; Dinophyceae; Prorocentrales; Prorocentraceae
Source: the annotation of a GenBank genome assembly
AUGCGCGCCAGCGACCCGCCGGCAGGGCGUCCGCGGCGACCUCCCUUCUACGGCACGGGGCAGGCGGGGGACGGCCGCGAGGCGGACGCUUUCGCGCACGUGCUCCGGGCGGCUCCCGCGGGAGACCCCGAGGCGGUGGUGAGGGCGUUCGAGGACUUCCACGCCGCCCAGAGGCCCCUGUACCACAUCGGCCCCGAGAAAGGCAUGUGGCUGGACCGCGCGGUGCUCGCGAAGGCACCCGCGAUGGCGCUGGAGGUGGGAGCCUACCUGGGCUACUCCGCGGUGCGCAUUGCCCGGCUGCUUCCCUGCGGCGCCCGCCUGCACAGCGUCGAGGAGAGCACCGAGAACGCGAGGCUGGCAGAGGAGGUUGUGGCGCAUGCGGGCCUCUCGGGCCGCGUCGUCGUGCUCCGAGGCACGGUCUUGGACCUGCGCUCGGCCUUGGAGCCCUGCGGGAGGUUUGACUUCGUCUUCCUGGACCACAAGAAGUCGCUGUACCUCGAGGAGCUGCAGCGGCUGCAGUCGUGGGGCCUGAUUGGGCCCGGCACCGUCGUCGCGGCCGACAACAUCGGGGGUUGCCCCAGGGUAGAUUGCCGGAGGGUGAACUGCGGCUGCGCCUACGUCAGACACUUGCGGGCUGCCCAGGGCAUCCACACUGAGAACUUCUGGGGGCUGCGAGACGGCCUCGAGGUGUCCAGCAUCCAGGACCACAUCGAAGCCGAGUCGCUGGCAAAGGAACGCACCGAGGCCAGCUGCGCCCAGCUGGAGAGUGGUGCGCCCCGGAAGUGCCAAGGGCCACCCGGCCCGCGCGGCGCGGGUGCUGGCGCUGCCGCGUACGAGUGCUGGCAGGGCAUCGGCCUGCCGGUCGUCUGUGGCGCCCCCCUCCGCCUGGGGAGCCCGCCGCCCUGCGCGGCGCCGGCAGGCACGCGCCAGAACGAGGCGGCGGCGGCCGCGGCCAGGGCCGCCUUCUGCGGCGUCUUCGCGGCGCCUGCCGUGGCUCCCGCCCCGGCGCCGCGGCGCGAGGAGCUCGCCGCCGUGCCGGGGGCCUUCCUCGUGCGCGGCGCCCUCUCCGAGGCGGAGGCCGCCGGCAUGGCCGAGGCCGUGCGCCUGGCGCACGGCGGGCGCGCGCCGAGGGCGCCGGCGGAGCAGCGGCGCGGCUCGCAGCACCACCGCGCCGUGCACGUGCCGGCGGCGGCCCUGGCGCCUCUGUGCGAGCUCGGCGGUUCCCAGCCCGCCGACGAGCGGCUGCGGCCGCUGCUGCCCUCGGCGGCCGGGCCCAGCCGCGAGGGCGCGCGGGCCGCGCUCGCGCCGCCGGGCGCGGAGGUGGCCACGUUCCUGCGGUGCUACCGCUACCUGCCCGGCGACGCGAGCAGACCGCAUUGGGACCGCUCCUUCGUGCACUGCGAGACGCCGAACGUGACCUCCGACUUCUCGGCCUACUCGCUCCUGCUGUACGUCGGCGACGCGUGCGAGGGGGGCGAGACGACGUUCUUCUCGGCAGAGCGUCCAGGGGGGGAAGGCGUAAGUCGGGCCUGUCCCUCUUCGGGAGGAAUCGGAGGUGAGGGGGUGAGAUCGAAGUGGAACGGAGAGCCCCCCUGCCGGGAAGUCGGUUUCGGUUUCGUGUUCGUGCGUGCCGUGCGUGCGGGCGAGGCGGAGCUGCGUGGGCGGGCGAGAAGUGUCCCGCCUCUGGCUGAGGCGCGGCCGGACCAAAUGUUUCCUGUCCGGGGGCCGGUGGCGCGCGGUGUCCCGCCGGUGUCCCGUUGGUGUCCCGAUGAUAAUGAUGAUGAUGAUGAAAAUAAUCAUGAUGAUGAUGAUGAUGAUGAUGAUGAUGAUGAUGAUGAUGAUGGCCAUGGUGGUGACGAUGAUGGUGUCCCGAUGAUGAUGAUGAUGAUGAUGAUGAUGAUGAUGAUGAUGAUGUUGAUGUUGAUGAUGCUGAUGCUGAUGCUGCUGAUGAUGAUGGUGUCCCGAUGA